This is a messenger RNA of Calypte anna (Anna's hummingbird), 4278 nucleotides long. It is a transcript of the gene DCDC2, whose product is annotated as doublecortin domain containing 2. The transcript is spliced from 11 exons. The record is from RefSeq and is a predicted model, not a curated record. The coding region runs from base 435 to 1946 and encodes 503 amino acids. Gene Ontology annotation, cellular component: microtubule organizing center; axoneme; microtubule. Lineage: Eukaryota; Metazoa; Chordata; Aves; Apodiformes; Trochilidae. Gene Ontology annotation, biological process: intracellular signal transduction; cilium assembly; regulation of cilium assembly.
UGUCCGGGUCGAACAUGACUGGUGCCUGACCGCAGCCCACCACCCCCUUCACGGCGGGCCCGGAGCCCCUUCGGGAACAGACUGCCGGGUGGUUAGCCUCUACCUACGGCCACCCGUGUCACUUCAGCCCCUCCCCAGAGGCCCGGGGGACAGCGCCUUACCCGCCUCCCGCCAUGUCACGGCAGCCCCGCCUCGCCCUGCCCGGCCCGGCUCGGCCUCACCCUCUCCCCGCUCUUCUGCCCCUUGGAGGCCGAGCAACGUUUCUCCACCCGCCGGGCGUCUCGGCCCUUGGCUGGUGUCGGGGAGAGGCGGCAGCGGGCAGCGCUUUGGCCGCCGCUUAGGGAGCAGCAGAGCGGGGACUCCUUUGCGUGGCUCAGGUGGAGGUAGCGUGCCGGGGCAGCUUGGGGUGUGCAGGACGUCCAGAGCCUCCCAGCAUGACCAGUCCUGGCACCAAGGCGUCGUGGCUCUCGCAGCCGAUGGUGAAGAGCGUGCUGGUGUAUCGCAACGGGGACCCUUUCUUUCCCGGGCGCCGCAUUAUCAUAAAUGAGAAGAAAGUGUCCAACUUUGAGGUUUUCCUGAAAGAAGUGACGGGUGGGGUGAAGGCACCUUUUGGAGCCGUGCGUAACAUCUACACACCCCGGAGCGGGCAUCGUGUCCGGCAGCUGGAGGAGCUUCAGAGUGGAGAGCAGUAUGUGGCUGGUGGCAAGGAAGGCUUCAAGAAGCUCAACUAUUUGGACAUAGGAGAAACAAAGAAAAAAACUGCUGAAGUCAAUAAUGAGGUCAAGCCAGUUACUCACAGUAGAAUCACCGUGUCAGCACGGUUUCGAAAACCACUCCAGGAACCCUACACUAUUUUCCUGGUUGCUAAUGGAGACCUUAUUAGCCCUGUAGUACGCCUCCUCAUUCCCAGGAAAACACUGAAUCACUGGGACCAUGUUCUUGAAAUGGUUACAGGAAAAGUUACACUCAGGAGUGGAGCUGUUCACAGACUUUACACUUUAGAUGGAAAACUUGUUCAGAAUGGGUCAGACUUGGAGAAUGGACAAAUUUAUGUUGCAGUGGGUAGAGAAAAGUUUAAGAAAUUGCCAUAUGGUGGUCUGCUGUUUAGCAAACCUACAAUGAAAAGGCCGCAAGGUUCCAAAGCCUCUGUAUUGCCUCCGAUUGUGGGAUCUCAAAAGUCUAAAGGCAGUGGAAAUGAUCGGCAAUCUAAAUCUACCAUCGCAUCCAGUGAGCUGGGUGAAAACAGUUCUUCACCUCAGCCUCCCAAAGGGAAGGACAAAAAAAGCCAGAAUCCAGAGAAUUCUCUGCCCAGACACUUUUCUAACAACUAUACAAAAGUAAAACAGACAGUAAGAGUAAAAGCUUCCAUGAGAGUCCUUCAUGAUAAUGGUGAAGAUAUUUACAAAGCCAGAGAAGAGCUCUCAGACAUGUGGGGGGCAGCUGAGGUGCAGGAAGAUGAAGAUACUCGUGUAGAAGUUCCCCUGGACCAGAGGCCAGCAGAAACUGUAGAUGAAGAAGAAAAUGCAGAAGAGGAAAAUGACAAGGGAGAGGAGGCAUAUAAAAGAGAGGAAGAAUAUCCAGAAAUGAAUGGAGAGGAAAGUGGGGAAACUGUUAAAAAAAGAAGUGAAGUAGAAAAAAACAAGAAGAAAUUGUAUGAGAAUUAUGAAGCUGAAGCAGAAGAAACAGAGAAUGUUGACCAAGCAGAGGAAGAAGCUUGUAACCAUUUAAAUGGUAAGAAAAAUAAAGAAAAUGUUGGGGGAAUGGAGCCCUUGAACUACAAAGGUGAUCUUCAGCCUGAAGAAGAAGUAGAAGAAGAGAAUUCUGACAGCCAGAACCAGGUUGAUUCCCAUCUUGAAAAAACCUCCACAAAUCCAAGGGUGACAAUCACCAGUCCACAAGAAAGUGAAAAAAAUUACCAGAGCAAUGACUAUGCUGCAGUUGCAUAGACAGAAAAAAAUAUGAGCAGAAAAUUAAAUAUUAUAACACUUCAAAUAUAAAGCAUGUUAUUUUUUGUAACUGAUAAUUUAUAAUGGGAGGAUAGGUUAAGUACCCAUAUAUUGAGUCUAGAAAUCAUAAUGCCAUAUAGAACGAUGUAGAAAACAAACAUUAGUAGUUACUAAAAAUACAUCAAAUUAUUUUUAAAAACUGAGAUUUUCCAGUAGAAUUUGAGGGAAGGGAAAUACAAGAGUACUGUAUUGUAGCUGUAGUGAAACAAAUGAACUUUUCUGUCAUAUAAAAUGGUUAGAAUAUCCAUUAGAAUAUUCAUUAGAAUAACUACAAAAGUUAUACUGUUCCAGAAAAACAAAAAAGUGAAUGAAUUUUGACUUUUUAAUGAAGACAUAUGUAUUUUUUCCGUUAAAGUUCCACAUGAUAUAAAAUGAUGUCUAGACAUGACAUUAAGAUAUAAUUAGAAUAUAUUCCUCACUUAAUGGACCUAUGCCCACAAACAAUGGUGUGCUGUAAUGAGGUGUCAGUGCUAAUGUUAUUAAAGAGUAGAUUUUUGAAAUCCUAAUUAGAAUUGUUAGGUUUUACAUCAUAAAUAGCACUUAUUUAACAUAAUAUUAAUGUAUGGAGAAAGCCUACAGUCCUGCAGUUUGUUCCCAUUUACAGCAAGAAGUUUUGUUGAUUGCCCUGCACCAAUUCAGUAAACAAUGGUUUGAUACUGUAGUGGGGAAAAAAGUAAAGGAAGAAUAUAUAAACAGAGUAGUUUCAAAAGUUGAGUUUGGAUGGAUUUGUUACUCAGCCUAUGAGAAAGUUGAUUCAUUAAUGAAAAAAAAAAAAAAAAAAGAAUAGGCCUGAAUUCAGACUGAAAUUGCCAUGAAACCAUUGCUGUCAAUGGGGCUAUUUUAAUAUGAAAUAUGUUAGAAUGAACCUGCCAGUUCUCUGUAAAAGUCAGAAAUUAUUGCUGCAUUUAUGAAUCCUGUAUGUAGCCUUAAUGGUUGGAAAUGUAUCAUCACCUUUUUGAGCAAGUUGGAUCCUGAUGGGCUGUGGCUUAAUUUGCAUUAUUAAAAAAGCAUCGAUCCACAAUAUUAAUUCUUCUAAUGACAGCAGUCCCAUUGCCCACAUUGUUUCUCUGUUAGUAAUGAGAUUAAUAUGUAGUUCACAGGAAUACAGCUCUGAGCAUAAUUCAUUAAUUAUACAGAAGAAAUAGUGGGUUACUUUGUCAUUAAUGCUGGUAAGUUAUUACUAUGAGAAUCUAAAUGUGGGUGUUUUUUUUUUUUAAUUUCAUGCCAUUGAGACAAAAAAUAUGUUCAUGACCAAAGUGAACUUGAAGCACUGUUUGAGGAAUGUGAAGAACCAUUUGUCCUGACUGAAACUCAUAUGAACAGCUUCACUUUUUCUGCUGACUACUAUGUGUAUUUUUCCAACUGAGUAGAAAUGUUUAGAGAGCCUUCCACCUGUUUCUUUGUAUUGGCAAUAUAAGUCUAGAAACCAUUAUGUUAAAAUCCAUAGGAACAGGGUUAGAACAGAACAUCCCUGAAUUGUCUGACCGUGUGUCCUUUGACAAAAUUCUGAAGAAAUAUUGCAUUUGUGAUUAGUUCAAAAUAAGGUCCUGAGCCAAGCUCUUAAGGAUGUGUGUAUACUACUUCUGUUUGACACAAUGUGCUCAAAUAUAUUUGAUUUGAUUGGGAUUUAGGAAGACAUUUAAAGUUAAGCAGAAGUAAAAAACCACCAAUGCUCCCGUGCUUCCAAGAACAAAAUGAAUCCAAUAACUGGCCAUGCCAGUGAGGAAAAAUGACAGGCAGAAAUCCUCUAGGUACCUUUAGAGUUAAUCCUGGCCUGGAAUAAUACAUACAGUAGCAUUAAAAGCCCUCAAAUAAUACUUAACCAACCAGAGAAAGCAGCUCUGGCUCCUCAAGGAGCUUAGGAGAAUUUACCUGCUGAACCUUCUGUGAAAAGCUGACCAAGAAGUUGGCUGAUGCUGCCUCUCUGCUGACUCAGAGCUGAAUCGCUCCUCUGCUCACAGGUAAAGGUGCUCUUAGAUGUACUGCUGAAUCCACACAAAUAACAGUAAUCCUCCUUUGACAUAACCAUGAAUUGGCUCUUUGCUAAAAGUUAAUGGUCUACCAAAUUCAGGACUCUACUUGUUGUCCUAUUAUUUCAGACUAUGGCUUGAGCUGUUCUUCAUCCUCAAAAGUGUGAAUUUAAAUUUACAUACAUAUCUGAUAUGUAUGCAAAAAUAUCUGAUGGAGAUACUUAAUAGGGAGAAUGUGCGUAUAAAAAUGUUGUAUUGAGAAAAAGAUAUAUAAAAGAAACUGAGGUAAAAAAAAACAACAA